GACGCUGGGCGUGAUGCUGUACGCCGGCGUGCCGGGCACCGGCCAGCCGUCGGGCGCCGACAGGCCCUGUGCGUGGUCGUACAUGGAGGACUACAACUUCGUCUGCAACGACAGCGUGCUCAGCGGCAGGCGGCGCUACGACUCGGCCGGCAAGUACGAGUACGUCAGCUGCGAGGAGGACGACCGCAUGUACUACGUCACCUUCGAGUCCAACCGGAGCAUCGUCGAAAAGUAUCAGAUGUACAUCCCGAACAUCUCCGAAGGCUGGGCACUGUUCGACAUCCAGCGUGACGUUGGGGCCAAGUGUUCUCCUUUCGCUUUGAACUACGAGCGCCUGGAAACCGCACAGAGCAUAGCCCGAAACAGAACGCACGUUCUGUAACGGUCCGGUUAUCUCUCCGCGGUCUGCGAGUGUUUGCG
This is a messenger RNA of Rhipicephalus microplus (southern cattle tick), 420 nucleotides long. RefSeq lists its product as uncharacterized. NCBI's taxonomy places the organism in Eukaryota, Metazoa, Arthropoda, Arachnida, Ixodida, Ixodidae. The record is from RefSeq and is a predicted model, not a curated record.